GACAUACACGCAGAUUGCUCAAAAUGCGUACAGAUAACACGCCACUUGGCUUUAGAAAGUGCCGUGUAUGUUUACGCGAAGUCAUGAUGUCAUGUUGGCAGCUACACAGUUUAUUUUUGUCUCCUUCUGACAACAUUUCAGUGUUUAAUCAGAGACGGACUAUCGGGCACCCAGAGAUAGUGUGUGAAGAGCAAACCACAACACUGAGACACAGUCACAGAGGAAGGAGGAGGGUUUAUGUGAUGCUAUGACUAUGAAGUGAACAAAGUGAAGACAUCAUUUCACCAGCUGUUAAGAUGGAGGACACAUCUCUACUGUGGCUACUCUUUCUGACCUCACUGCUGAGCAGCACAACAAACCAAGCCUCUCUGACUGUGAGUCCCAGCAGAUCUCAGAUGUUUAAAGAUGAAUCUGUCUCUCUGAGCUGUGAGGAGGACGACAGCUCUGCUGGAUGGACUCUGAGGAGGAACACGACCAGAAAAACCAGGACUCAGUGUGGAGAUGGCUGGGGAAGACCUGCUGGUUCUUCCUGUAACAUCAGCUACAUGGACCCAGGGGACAGUGGAGUUUACUGGUGUGAGUCCAGAGAGGGAGCAACCAGUAACAGCAUCACCAUCACUGUCCCUGGUGGACCAGUGAUCCUGCAGAGUCCUGUCCUCCCUGUGAUGGAGGGAGAAGACCUCACUCUGACCUGUAGAACAAAGAACUCCUCCAACCUCCCAGCUGGUUUCUAUAAAGAUGGCUCCUUCAUCAGGACUGAGCCUGCAGGUCACAUGACCAUCCACCAUGUUUCCAGGUCUGAUGAAGGCCUCUACAAGUGUCUCAUCAGCAGUGUUGGAGAGUCUCCACCCAGCUGGGUCUCUGUCACAGAGAAACCUACGACUACAAGCCCUCCUUUGAGCUCCACAACCUCUGCAUCCACACCCCCUGAUACAACCUCAGCUCCGCCCCCGACCUCAGUGGUCAGACUGGUCUGCCACCUGGUGGUGUUCUGUCCGUACUGCAUCUCCACUUUCAUCAUGGUGUCUCUAUAUCGAUGCAGGGCCACAGGUCGUUGA
Molecule: messenger RNA, 1058 nt
Organism: Perca flavescens (yellow perch)
Lineage: Eukaryota; Metazoa; Chordata; Actinopteri; Perciformes; Percidae
Product: high affinity immunoglobulin gamma Fc receptor I-like
Exons: 7
Coding region: 297-1058 (253 amino acids)
Biological process (GO): immune response; cell surface receptor signaling pathway
Cellular component (GO): external side of plasma membrane
Molecular function (GO): transmembrane signaling receptor activity
Source: RefSeq, a predicted model, not a curated record